GAUCUGCCUGCCUGACUUGUUAUCUGCUGUUUGUCUGUAGAAUACACCUUCUACACCUUACCAAGACUUCUUGAUCGAGUUAGCAGAGUUGGGGACAACGGACCAGAAUAGUCUAUCGAGUCGCUGAAUCAUUGAUCCUUCGUUCGUUCGAGUAAGACGCAUCAGUAAUCGCAUUCAAGCAAUAACGAAGCAUAACAAAUUGGCGACGGUGGUUUUUCGAUUAUGGACCCUGCAAAACUUGAACUGUUACUUGAGCAGCAGCUAAAAUUGAUGCAAAUGUUAAUGGAGACCAAGGUUACGCCUCCUUUACAGCCAAGCACGUCGAGCUCAACCACGGCACCAUCGGUAGAUGGCAUCGCAAACAGCAUAGCUGAAUUUCAUUACGAUCCUGAUUCUAAUGUUACUUUUGAGAUGUGGUUCAGGCGUUAUGAAGAUCUAUUUAAAUUUGAUUUCGCCAAUCAAGAUGAUGCUUGGAAAGUGCGGCUGCUACUUCGUAAACUGGGUGCAAAUGAGCUGGACAAGUAUUGCAAUCUGAUCUUGCCGUUGAACCCACGUGAUCGAUCAUUUGCAGACACAGUUCAAACAUUAAUCCAGCAUUUUGGCGAUAACUCGUCACUGUUUAAUACUCGUUAUCGUUGCUUGAAGCUAACUAUGAACGAAGAUGAUGAUUUUCUUACGCAUGUGGGCGUCGUCAACCGUGAAUGCGAACGCUUCCGGUUAAAGUCCUUGACUGAAGAUCAGUUUAAAGCCCUGAUCCUUAUUUGCAGCCUACAGCACCAAAAGUUCAGUGACUUACGAACAAGGCUACUAAGUCGUUUGGAUCAAGAACCGAAACUCACCCUGAGUGAUAUAGCUAAUGAAUAUCAACGUCUCAUUAAUCUUCAACGAGACACUUCUAUGGUCCAGAGUGGUGGUUCUAGCCGAUUUGAAGUACGAGCGGUGCAACAGACACCUCACAAAAACAAACACGUCCCCGCUUCAUCCAGUCCAUCUCACUACAGCUCUAGACGACAGACUAAAGCAACUCCUCCUGCUCCUUGCUGGCAAUGUGGUGCAUGGCACUACGUUCGAAACUGCCCAUUUAAACAACAUCGAUGCAAGAAGUGUAAGGUUAUUGGCCAUAAGGAUGGGUUUUGUCUGUGGAAGAAGACUCCAAGUCAAUCAAGAAAUACCAACAAGACCUGUCCUAGAUCCCGCACCAGUUCAUUGAGCUUAGUAUCUUCGUGUCAAAGCUCAUCACCAAGUCAGAGAAAAUUUAUUACCGUUAACAUUAAUGGGCACCCAUCUAGAUUGUAAGUAGACACUGCAUCUGAUGUAACAAUUCUCUCACGAAAAUAUUGGAUCAGAAUGGGAAGACCACGCAUGGUUCCAACAACACAAAAACCUCGAACUGCAUGCGGUAAUUACCUACGUUUGUUGGGACAACUAGAUUGUAAAGUGUCUUUUCACGAUUCGACGUUUACCGGUGUAUGUUACAUCACACCAGCUGAUCUUAAUCUACUUGGGUUAGACUGGUUUGACCAGCUACAUUUAGCUGACGUUCCUUUAAGCACCGUAUGCCAUCUGGUGAAACAACCUCAUGAACCUGAAGCAUAUUCGAAAGAACUAAUGACGGAGUUUCCAACCAUUUUCCAACCUGGAUUGGGUCGCUGCUCUGUCAUGAAAGCAACACUUCGAUUGAAAACUGGGGCUAAGCCUGUUUUUCGCCCAAAGAGACCUGUCCCUUAUGCAACAUUACAAACAGUAGAUGAAGAAUUGAACCGCCUUCAACAACAAGGAGUUAUCACUCCCGUUUCCUACUCUGCAUGGGCAGCACCUAUCGUGGUUAUUAAGAAGGCCAACGGCACGAUACGUAUAUGUGCUGACUUUUCAACAGGUCUCAAUGCAGCUCUGGAACAACAUCAUUAUCCCUUGCCUGUUCCCGCAGACCUAUUUACCAUGCUGAAUGGGGGAAGAUUUUUCGCUAAGCUGGAUCUAGCUGAUGCUUAUUUGCAACUGGAAGUAGACGAAGCAUCAAGAGAGCUGUUAACUAUCAAUACUCAUCGUGGUUUAUUCCAGUAUAACCGUCUACCUUUCGGAGUCAAAACUGCACCAUCUAUUUUCCAACAGCUAAUGGAUACCAUCCUAUCAGGUAUCCCGGGAGUCGCGGCUUAUUUGGAUGACAUUUUAAUUGUAGCAACGACAUUAGAACAACUACGAGAACGCACGAAAUUGGUACUGCAACGCAUCAGUGACAACGGGUUCCGGUUACGCCCAGAGAAAUGCCAGUUUCAUUUGCAGUCGGUAAAGUACUUGGGGUUCAUUUUCGAUGCCGAUGGCCGCAGGCCGGAUCCUGAGAAUAUCCGAGCUAUCAAACUGAUGCCAACUCCUACUAAUGUCUCAUCACUACGUUCCUUCCUGGGACUUGCCAGCUAUUACUCAGUGUUCGUUCCAUCGAUGCAUGAUAUUCGCGCUCCACUCAAUAGCUUACUGCAGAAGAACAGCUCUUGGAACUGGACUAAACAAUGUGACGCUGCCUUUUGUAAACUGAAGUCCAUUAUUAGUUCGGAAUUGCUGUUGACACACUACGAUCCAGCCUUGCCGAUCAUCGUAGCUGCAGACGCUUCAGCGCAUGGCCUAGGCGCUGUUAUCUCCCAUCAGUUUCCGGAUGCGUCGGAAAAAGCCAUUAUGCAUGCAGCCCGUACACUAACCCCAGCAGAAAGAAAGUACAGUCAAAUAGAAAAAGAGGCUCUGGCUCUUGUGUUUGCAGUACGCCGUUUCCACAAAUUCUUGUACGGUCGAAGAUUUACUCUUCUCACUGAUCACAAGCCUCUUCUCACAAUUUUCGGUUCGAAAUCUGAUGUUCCAGCCCAUUCUGCAAACCGUCUCCAACGAUGGGCUUUGAUACUUCUGGGUUAUGAUUUUGACAUUCAGUAUCGGCGCACUCAACAGUUUGGUCAGGCUGACGCCUUGUCACGACUUAUCAGCGAACACCAUACGGCCGGCGAAGAUACAGUUAUCGCCUCCCUGAUGACAGAGGACUACGCGCAGUGCUACCUGACAACUGCUAUUCGUGCUUUGCCAGUCUCAGCAGCUGAAAUACAAUCUGCAUCCAAGAACGACUCCAUCAUAAAGAGAGCGAUGAAAUACGUCACAAAUGGCUGGCCGCCGACUGGACUCGAUGGUGACUUGAAACAGCUUUACCAUCGUCGUGACUCAUUAUGCGUCGUAAACGAAUGCUUGAUGUUUGGAGAUAGAGUAGUGGUACCAGAAUCCCUAAGAUCAAAGGUGCUAAAGCAAUUCCACACUGGUCAUCCUGGUAUAAAACGAAUGAAAUCCAUCGCCAGAAGCUAUGCUUAUUGGCCCCUCAUGGACCAACAUAUCGUGGAUUUAGUAAGCAAGUGCACACAAUGUCAGCAAGCAGCUAAGUGUAACGCGAAAAUACUACCAGUCCCAUGGCCACAGCCUGAGUAUCCCUGGUCCAGGAUACAUGUCGAUUUCGCAGACCCAAUCAACGGAAUCACCUAUCUAGUUGUUGUCGACGCCUUUUCGAAAUGGCCUGAAAUCAACCCUAUCAUACCGCCAGCGACAACUAAAACAAUACAGAUCCUCACAGAAAUUUUCUCUCGAAAUGGUAUACCAGAUGCUAUUGUGUCUGACAACGGGUCACAGUUCACCUCCAGCCAAUUCCAGUCAUUCUGUCAACGACUAGCCAUAAAGCACUUACGCUCGCCACCAUACCACCCGCAGUCGAAUGGGCAAGCAGAAAGGUUUGUGGAUACGUUUAAGAGAGCCUUGGCUAAAACAAAGGGGGAGGGGACGCCAGCAGACGCGUUGCAAAAUUUCUUAUACGUGUAUCGAACAACACCAAAUGAAACGUUGCCGGAGCGAAAGUCCCCAGCCGAGAUCCUAAUGGGAAGAAGAUUGAAGACAAUCCACAGCCUGAUGCAUCCAAGGAAUGCACCGACACCAGUACGGACAAAGUUUGAAAAGCAAUCCACGUACGAAGUUGGAUGUCCGGUGUUUGCCCGUGAUUACAGACCGACCCAUAGUCCAUGGACAGAAGCGCGAGUGGUCAAAAGAGUUGGCCGAGUCAUGUACGAAGUUGAGGUAGGUAGUGACAGGUGGCAACGCCAUCGGAAUCAGUUACGCAAACGGUUAGCCCCAGACCGCCCAUCAACAGAAUCAAAUAUUCCUCUUGACAUUCUGCUAGACACAUUCAACUUACCGGCAACCCCACCACAAGAAAAACCUCAACAACAAACUGAAACACGUCCAAGACGGUGGCCUAUCCGAGAAUGGCGAGCAACAAUCAGGAUGCAGGUUGACCCCAGGAAAGCCCGCUAUUAAAAAGGGGAGGAGUGUUGGGGA
Messenger RNA from Schistosoma bovis, 4350 nucleotides. NCBI's taxonomy places the organism in Eukaryota, Metazoa, Platyhelminthes, Trematoda, Strigeidida, Schistosomatidae. The record is from the annotation of a GenBank genome assembly.